Messenger RNA from Astrephomene gubernaculifera, 872 nucleotides. The record is from the annotation of a GenBank genome assembly. Lineage: Eukaryota; Viridiplantae; Chlorophyta; Chlorophyceae; Chlamydomonadales; Astrephomenaceae.
AUAAAUAUGACCUAAUGACAAGGUGUAUCUCUUAACCUAAUGCAGGGAAGACCCAUCCAACUGACAACCAGAGCCCCAGUUUGUGCCUAUUGUACGCACCCUUGGUGACUCCAGAGCCUUGCUAGUGUAUAACACGGACUUUUGUCCGUAAAACAGAUGCUUAUAUUAAAUCAUGAUGGCCUACUGACCGUGCAACUUGGAAGUGAGAGUCCGGAUUUUAUGCCUUGCUUGAACUCUCCAGUAUAUACUCCAUAUCGCUUACUGUAUCCUGACAUUUUGGGUUAUCCAAUUUGGAUUAUCGGGCUUGGAGCAUGGCCUACGGUAAUCACAGAGAAGGCACGUCCCAAACUGCCACGCGCCGCUGUGUCUACGGCGUAACAGGUUGCUUACAGGCUGUCCGCAACCUGAUCACGUCCCACCCAAGCAGAGUCUUAUGGGCUUUGCUUAUUGUGUAUGUUGCUCUUGGCGUUGGAAUUUGGGGCAUAAGCCAUGCUGUGGGCGCCCACCAGAAGGUAGCCAAGGCUUGGUACGGCUGCCUGCUCACGGGUAUCGCUGUCCUGGCGGUAGCAAACGUGGCCCUGGUGUAUGCGGUUGUGUCAUCUAGACGGAGGCACCAAGAGCUGUUAGAGGCUCUCUUGCCGCGUGAGAUCGUCAAGUCGCUUAAGGAUGAAGGGAGCCGGUCUUUCGGAAAAGCACGCAUCAUGAAAGCAGACACUCCGGCUGACCUGCUGCUGAGCAUGAUGGGUGAGCUGCUGGUCGGCAGGCUACCCGACAUCGGCGACGUGUUGUUCAUCCGCACCGUGUUGAUGCGCAACAUGGACGUCUACCAGCCACUCAACCUGAACUACCAUAUCAAAGGGGCCAAUCUCGAU